Molecule: messenger RNA, 11615 nt
Organism: Porites lobata
Lineage: Eukaryota; Metazoa; Cnidaria; Anthozoa; Scleractinia; Poritidae
Source: the annotation of a GenBank genome assembly
GAGGUAUUGAAAUGAUAUUAUAUUUAAGUUACAUUGGUUUAAAAAAACUAGAUUCUGUUAGAUACCUUAGCAGCUUUUUAUAAAAGGUUUGUUGGUAAAUUAUCAAGAACGAACAAGAACAGGAGCUUGAAUCGUGGAAAGAAAAGGAACCGCAAGCGUUGGAAUAAAAGCGUGGUUACUAAGUCGUCCACGUUUUGCGUGGGUCUUUAUGCUCGGAUUCAGCAGUAGAGAGAGUCGGGCCUGCAUCACAGUUAGUAGACCACAAUUUAGCAGGAAGAACUUUUUAUUGAAGUCCGGUAAGUGUUUUUAUUGUAUGAUUCCUCGGCUUAUUCUCUGCGUUCCCAUAAUAUCCCACCAGAGAACUCGUGCAUAGAGAUCUAACUUUGCAUAAUGUCUUUGCCGGUAACAUGCUUUGUCGAAAUUUUAUAAGCCUCUAUCUGGAACCGAACCACUACCACCUUCUCUUUGAUCUGAGACCAGGCCAGGCUCUGUUUUCCUGUUGCUUGGUAGGAGAGCUGGUAAAAAUUUGGCCAGUUCUCAGGCGUUGCAUAACUAGAGACGGAUAAUGAUUUUGGAACCAUGACGCUGCAAUGCUUCUCUUCUUUGGCGAUUGUUGUAGUAAGUUGAGUUCCGUCACGUUACGCUUGACAUUUUCCUUUUAGGUUUCUCUUCUGCUGCAGUCCCCUGUCCCGCUUUAUUAUAAGUUACAAAAUGUAUAUUUAAUUUGCAGUUAUCUUGUGGGAAUUUUUAAUUUAUUAUUUUCGCCUUAAAGUUCAGCAAAUGUUUCUGGCAUUUGCCCUGCAGGCGGUGUGAACGCUUCCUCACAUGUUAAGGGAAUAAAUUAUAGAUCUACUACAAAAUUCCGAAAAUAAGCCCCGGGUAAAUUAUUUAUUAGGGUAAUAUUAUUUUAUCAAAUUCCCUGGGCUUAUAAUACACAUUUUUACAAAUUAUUUGUCAACAGUUUUUCAGUGUACAAUGAUAAUCUAGUGAGCUAUAGAAUUUGUGACUGUGUGAUCUAUCAGAUAUUAACGUCAACAAUUAGAAGAAUGUUGAAGGUAUCAAAAGUGGAAUACUGGGUACAUUGUAAUACGCUUUUUGCAAUAGGUUGACACAUGAUCAACUUUCCAUAAACACAAAAACAGUUCACUUUGGGAAAAUGAUGUUAGCAGGAACUGAAAGAUGGUAUUAAAAUUAGGUAACCUGUAAAUUUCCUACCGUAUGUCUCAAAAGCUAUAAAUUUUGAAAUUUUCAAGCUGUUGUUAAAUCUUUCCCUUAUGCAUUACAGAGCUCAAAUUAGAUCAGAAUAUUAAAAUGCUUUAACUGUAUAUCAGCCAUAUGCAAACAUUGAUGACUAACGUAUUUCAUGGUUCUGUUAAGUGAAAUGUAUUUUUUGUUUUGGUUUGUGUAUAAAACCUUGUGUAUCUUGUUUGUUCUAUACCUGUCACUGUAUUAUUAUUGCUACCCCAGUUUGUAGAAUUUUGAUUUUUUUAUUUUGAUUAAAAAACUGAUAGUAGUUUGACGGAGGGUUUGAGCCAUACACUGGAAGAUUGACAGUUUUUAUUAGGCAAGUUAGUUGUGGCCAUGGUGACUUUACAUAAGAGCAGUGCAUCCAGCUUGAAUUUUGAAUUUAUGCCAUCAGCCAGUUUACACAGGUUUCCAAAUAACCUUUUUCAGCAACCCCAUAUCAGCCUUCCAUUUUUGCAUGAUAGCUGCAGUAACAAUGUGGUACAAGCACAAAUGCUUAUUACUGUAGUGCGGUAGACCACAGAUGUUACUGGUUAUGGGUUCAAAUAACAGCAUUGUUGCAUCGUUAUAACUUCCUAAACAACACCUUUACGAGUUUGAUAUCCAUGAGUUUUGUAAAGUAGUUAUCAAAAGCUGUGAACAAAAAUCUUUAUUAGUUAAAAAAUAUUUUUAAAUAUCUUCCUGAAAAUUGACAUGUACUGAAGCUGAGGAAACAACUGUGCCAAAAAUCAGUCCACAUUUAUUCAUUCAUAGCAUUUUUUCUUGAACCAUCUUUAAGUAAUGUACUUGAUGUGUUUAUUUUAAACCUUUGGCUUUUUUAGGGGCCAAUCAUUUGACUUUUGAAGUGGGGUAUGGGUGAUUUGGUUUGGGUACAUGUAAGAAUUUUUUUCCCAAACCUCUGGUGAUAGAUUUUUUCCCCUGACACGCAAAGACAUUACAUGGCAGGUAUUUCCUUGAAAUCAGUCUGCAGGAUAUUUUUUUUCUGAAAUGAUUUACUCCCUCAGAAGUCAAAUCGUCGGCCCCUAAAUUACUUUUUUUUCUGGUUGAAUUUAAGCCGGUUCAAAUUUCGUUUUUUCAUUCUCCAAACUACUGGAUAUAAUACAUUAAAGUACCUUAUUUGACACUGAAAUUCACUCACACCUUAACUUGACAGUUAACUAACUAUGCACCUGUACAGCUGCAGGACAAAAUAUUGUUUUGAAAACUGUCAAUCUAAAGACAGUGAUAAUGAUUAUAAAUUAUCAACAAGAUGUAAUAAAUAUUUAUUUUUUGAUUUUAUGUAUUAUUUAUUUCCUACAGUGUGUACCGUAUUUCUUCACCUAUAAGCCGAUCUCGGCUAUAAGCCGAGACCCUGACUUUCAGGGUCUUUACGCUAGACUCAAGCUGCCCCCAAAAAAAGGUAAAACCAUCGGCUAUAAGCCGAGAGCGAAAUUAUUGAUUGUAACUGGCCAUUUGAGCAAGCGAACCUCACGGAAAACAUAAGAAAUUGACUCACUAAACACAAAACCUAAUGAAUUACAAUAAACACAAAAGAAAAAAAGCGAACCAAUCAAGAGAUAUGAAUAUCAAUUGAUCCAACGAACUGUAUAAAUACUACCACGCGACAACAGAUUAACCACAACAACAAUAAUAAUCUCAGUUAAACGUUUCAAAGUAUCAAUCUAUCGAGUAUCCCUUUCGUCGCUGUCACUUUUUAUCAUCAUGCCUAAAGCACGCCGUUCCUCGUAUAGUAUGGCUUUCAAGAUAAAAGUUAUCGCGGAAGCUGAAGCGGUAAGCCGGGGGGGUAAAGUUAUUCAGCAACUGUAUAUUUUUAAAAUGUAAAACCCUCGGCUAUAAGCCGAACCCCGUUCUCCGUGAAAAAUCUCCCAAAAUUUUGGGUCGAAAACUGAAAAAAUCGCUCGGCUUAUAGGUGAAGAAAUACGGUAUUUAACUUCAUUUUAAAAUACUAUUAUUUCCUAUUCUUCAUACUAACUAUGCACCUGUACAGCUGCAGGACAAAAUAUUGUUUGGAAAGAGAGUGAUAAUGAUUAUAAAUUAUUAACAAGAUGUAAUAUAUACUUAUUUUUUUGAUUUUAUGUAUAAUUUACUUCCUACAGUGUGUAUUUAACUUCAUUUUAGAAUGGCUGACCACAAAAGAAUUCUAGUAACUGGUGGCACAGGGCUUGUUGGAAAAGCUCUAGAAGAGAUUGUAGCUACGGAGGAAAAGAGACCUGAUGAAACAUGGAUUUUUUUAUCCUCUAAGGAUGGUGAUCUUAGGUAAAUAACUGUUCAUAUUUACUGAUUCUAUUUCAUAUACAGUCAAACCUCUACUGAUGGCCACCUACAGUACAACGACCACCUCUCUACAAUGGCCACUUUGUUUUGUCCUGGCUGAGGGAUAGUCCAUACAUUGACUCUUAUUUAAACCUCUCUACAAUGGCAACAGCCACUAAAGCGUGUCCUCAACUGCCAAAAUAACCUCUCGUCAACAGCCAGUUUUUUAAGCCACUAAUGAAAAAGUCAACAAUGGUCAUGAAAUUUGAUCUGCGUGGCAUGUUGAGGAUUAAUCGUGGCAAUUGUACAUUUUGAUUUUGUUUCAUUUAUACUGCCGCAGUAGGCAUAAAGUGUCUACAAUACGGAUAGUGAAUGUUGCAAAACUUGCUCAUUUUGUCAUGUCAACAUUUUGAUUCAAAACAUAAUUCAAGCCUUUUGUGUAUUUUAUCUCACACUAUAUAUAUUAUUUAUGAUUGGAUUACCAUUAUGGGAUACAGUAAGCAUGAACUUAGCACAAUAAACAUGUUGCACUCCCUAAAACAUUUGUCAUAUAACACCCCUACCCCCCCCCCUCCCCCCUCACAAUAGGGAGCUUAAGAACAGGCAUGUUCAAGCAACGGACGUCAACCAGCAGUAAGGCCUUUUCCUUCUUAAUAUGCCUUGAUAAUAAAAAAUUUGUAUUCCUUAGCUUCCUUACUCUUAUAGAGACAAUUUGACUGAAAAUUUGGGCAAAACCAACGUUAAAAAAUGAAAAGGGGUGACUUCCGGUUGACGUGUGUCACUCAAAAACGUUGUUGCUUAAGCUCCCUAAUGGCCACCUCUCCACAAUGACCACGACCAGGGUGGCCAUUGUGGAGAGGUUCAACUGUAUUCGUUAACUGUGAUUAGUAUAUUUUUCGCAUGUUCUAUAAGCAUGUGGAAAGGGGAGAAAUAAGGGUUUGCAGUUUAUGUUAUUUUGCUUAAAUUUAAUUUUAAAAUGCUGUGUGGCAGUUAGAAAAUACUAAGUGGCUCACGGUUUUUUUAAGUUUUGUUAAAUUGUAAUGAUGUAUUGCAUAUCUUUUUACAUUAUUUUUUUUCCUGGGUGGAAAUCGGUUCCUUUUGCCCCCCUCAGAGAGCAACGUUCCAUUGCCAACCAGAUAAUGCUUAAGAGAAAUUGAGUAAUUUAUCAUGAUAUAUUAUUCAGGAAGAGAAGUAAUAAUAAUCUCAGACUGUCUGGCAUAUGUUGAUACUUCACAAGUCUUGUGUGAUGUCUUAUUUUUAAGCCUUUCCUUGAAUUUGUGUAACAAUCUACAUAAAGUACUAACAGAGUUUUGAAACAUUAUGCCACUAUUGUAGUGAUUCAGCGGCAACUAAAGCAAUUUUUGAAAAGCACAAGCCAACACAUGUGAUCCAUUUAGCUGCUCUUGUGGGUGGACUUUUCAAGAACCUCAAGUACAAUCUUGAUUUCUGGGUAAGAAUAGAACUACUUGACUCUAAUAAACACUAAUGGCUGGUCCCAAAGGGAAAUAUAUAAUUUUGUUUCCUAAGAAUCUCAAUUCACCUCAGGAAACGGUUGCUGUAACGGUGGUCAUCAGUUAACAUUUGCAGGUAACAGGGCACUGUUACCCAGUCCGAUGUCAUAGAUUUUGUAAUGUUGCCUGCUCUGAGAUUUUUUGGCAGGAAACAGUUUCAUUGUUAGAUGUCAUGUGACCUCGAAGUAACCAAUGAGAGUGCGCACUGUUGGGAAGAAAUUUCCAGCUAUAUGACAAGGAGAUACAUACUGUACAUAUUGUACAGUAGAUAAUUAUGCAUUAUUGACCAAGUCUGUUCAGUCAAGAUGGCUAGGUAUUGGCCAAGUUAUUUCUUUGUCUUUUUAUGGACAAAGAAAAACUUAAUUAAGGCCAAUAGAAAUGCAACAAAGAAUGACUCUAAUAUCCAACUAUCUUCACUGAACAAGCUUGGUCAAUAAAGGAUUUUAUAUAUGACCAAACCAAAAUCGUUUCUUUCGGGACCAACGCGGGAAACCCUGAGUGGGCAAGAACACAGGACUCACUUGAUCUUGCAAGCUCAUGGGACCAGCCAUAAUUAUAAUAAUGGGGAGUAAUAUUAAAUCAGUGAUUUAAUCUUUGCUGAUGUAUGAGCAGAAAUGUGGCUCAUGUUUGAUGUCCCAAUGUGAAUCUAGCUAAAAUGUUAUGCACUUCGUUCAAUGACACUGAAGUGCUUCAUUCUGUCUUGAGUCAAGAAUUAUUUCACUGACAUUUUCCUGUCCAGGGAUAAAGAACAUCACUUUUCAAUGCUUAUUUCCCAUGUCAGGCUUUGGGUUAUGAGGAUUGCUUGAUAAAACUGAAAAAAGUUUUCCCUGAAUCCUGCAGCACAGAGGGUUGUUAUACUUGGCAUACAGCUGUACUUUUUAAAAUGUCCUUUUUUUGGACAUUUUUUAAGGUUAUAAAUAAAAAGUUGUUUUACAAAAAGGAGCAUGACUGGAUUGAGAAGAAUGUGGACAUCUUGUUUUAAUUGCAUCAGUCAAAAUGAAAGGAUUAAAUUCAUUUUUCAUUGAGUUACCCUUGAGGAUUCCUUGUACUGGCUUUUGUACUGAGCUAUUCAUUUAAUGGAAAUUUUGUAAUAAGUACAUGUAGUUGAUAAAUUAUGUUAUUGACUUAUUUGCAGAGGUUAAAUACCCUGAUCAAUGACAAUGUUUUGAAUACUUGUCACUUGACUAAGGUGAGUGUCCAAGUGGCUAAUUAAAUAAUGCAAGGUAUUUCCAUCAUAAUGUCAUUAACAGUAUUGUUGGAUGAGGCUGAGUAUCAUCUGAAGAAUUAUGGAGAUCAAGGAGGGUUAGGCCAUGGUGGAUAACACCCUCCGAGAUCUCCAUAAUUCUUCAGAUGAUAUAAAAGGUGAAUUCAAUAAUUGAUUUAUAAUUUAUUUAAGAUAAUUCUUAGUUAAAUUGAAAACAAGCUAAAAUAAGCUUUCCUCCAUCGAUGUUACGUUCAUCUUGGAUAGUACAUGUUUAUCGGCAAGUUUAGGAGAUAAAGUGUUGCUCAGUUCUACAAAUAUUGUCCAAAUAGCAGAUGCCAUCUGUCAAGUUGUCUUCUUGCUGUUCUUGCUAUGUUUUUAGCCAAUAGUUCAUUUAUUUCUUCCUCUUGAAACGAGUGAAAUGUUCCGCCAUUUUGUACUCGCUACCAAAACAACUCAACCUCGUCCCCAGGUCUUCUCAGUUAACUGUUCAGUUUUCUGGCAAUGCAAUUAUGCUGCACAAUCAACAUCACUUUUUAACAUAUCGCAAAAAAAAAAUGUUUUCUACCACAUUCCUCCAGAACCCUUUACAGUUUUAUAACUAUUGAUAAGUGAUUGUGACAUUUUGUUUUGGUUUUCAUGGCUCAGGUAAAGAAGUGUGUUUCUUGCCUUUCAACGUGCAUUUUCCCAGACAAGACCACGUAUCCCAUCGACGAAACAAUGGUGCAUAAUGGUCCACCACACACCUCUAACUUUGGUUAUUCAUAUGCCAAACGUAUGAUUGAUGUACAGAACAGGUGAGUGACGGGGUGGGAAGAAACUGCAGUGCAGCCUUAGUUUGGGUUGAUCUGCAACACUCUUUAGAACUUCUAGUGGUAUCCUUUGACUGAAUUCAUGACUCCCCUUUGGCUUCUUUCUUAUGUCUUGAGCAAAAAUAAAGUAAAGAAGAGUGCUCCAAGGGCAGCUUUUUUCAAAGUCACCUUUUUGCCAGACAUAAAUUUGGUUGUCACAAAAAAAAAUAGUGCAUUGAUACAUGAAAAGUUUGGAGAAGUCAUGCUAGGCAGGCAUACUUACCUUCCUUUACACUUCUUGUAAUCUGGUAUUUUUAAAAAUCUGAAGAAAUAUAUCUUCAAAUCUGUAAUAUAAUAUAAAUGGCCUGUAAUAUAAGAUAAAUGGAGAAAAUAAAUAAAAUCCAAAAGUUGCUUGCUUGGCCAAAAAGCAACUUGUAAUUAAAAUUUGCUCGCGUGACAGAUCAUUCCACUGGCCCCACUCUAUUGGACAGCACUUUUGUGGUACCUUGUUUGUUAGAGAUGAAAGGUACAGGAACCUUUUUAAGGAAGAGGGGAAAAUACCCAUGGGUCUUUCAUGGUACAAGAAUCAAGUACUGUGUGGAUUCUCUGUGGCUCAUUAGUGGUUCAUAAGCUGGUAUUGAUGCCUACUGGGUCCAUACGUAUUAUUUUAACAGUUAAGAAUUAACUAGUGAUCAAUAUUUUGCAGGGCUUAUCACCAACAGCAUCCAGAUGGAUGUUUGUUUACCAGUGUUGUUCCCACCAAUGUUUAUGGAAAGCAUGACAACUUUAAUUUGGAGGAUUCCCAUGUUCUUCCUGGAUUGAUGCAUAAAGUAUACCUAGCACAAAGUGAGUUUGAAGUAACCAUUUGCUUCGUUUUUGAUUAUCGAGACAAACACGUAUUCAUUUGACAAUAGCAGCAAAUGCUUUUGAAUUACAAUAAGUUGAACUUAACUGGUGCACGGUCUGGUCAAUUUGACCAAGCACUUGUCUGCCGAGUGGGAGAUUAUGGGUCCAAACCCUGGUUGGACCAACUCUCAGGGUCGUAAAAUAAGUGACGAGAAUUUACUGCCUUUGUUUGACAUCUACAAAAUGGUUAGACAUUCUUGUCUUCUCUCAUAAGAAUGAUAAACUUUAGGAACGGCUGGUCUCAGAGCUCUUUCAUUGUUGCGAUCCUUGUGGGAUGUAAAAGAACCUACCCUGCUCUUCGUUAAGUGUAGGUGACAACUAGGCCCUGGUAGUUUAGUGGGGGUCAACAUUGAAACAUCAAGUGUCUUAACAUGUAAUGCAUUAAUUGCUGUAGCGGAUCCACAUCAGCCCUCCCUCCAGCUGCCUGACUAAUGAGGCCUAAUAGCAGUAUGUAGAUUCAGUGCAUGGUUGUUGCCUUUGUCAAGCAGUGCAGAUAACAUUGCUUUUUUUGUUCUGCUCUUUGGUUUAGAGGAAGGCAAGCCUCUUGUAGUUUGGGGAACAGGCUCACCCCGCAGGCAGUUCAUUUAUUCAAAGGUAUGACUUUGGAUGUUAAUGCAAAUCUUGAGAAUUUAACUGAAACUAAUGGUUAAUAACUUACUGCGUAUAUAUGUAUUACCUAAUUAUAUGAUCAUAAUAAACAUAUCUAGUAAAGACAAUGCAACAUCGUAAGAGUGUAAAGACACACAGAAAACACCUAAUGCUCUGGUGGUCAACCGCUCUGACAUUGGUCAAUCGGUUUUUUGGAUCUACACUUACCCUUUCAUGCUGCCUUUGCUAAAUCUGUGUUAUGUAUCUACUGGUGCCUUCUGCCGACUAAUACAAAGUCCAUUCUUAUUUAUGUCACCAUUUCUGUAAUAUGGUCCUCUUAGAGCAGUAUGUAGGUCCAGACAGCUUAGUUGUUUUAUAAUCCAAGUAUUUUCGGGAUUUAACUUGCAGAAUGUCUGUCAGCAUAACAUUGCUGAUUGACAGCAGUAAAGUGCUCUAUAAAUUCAAGGAUAUAACAAGAUUAUGAAAACUGAUGGUUCUGAAUUUUUUUAAAUUUAGGAUCUUGCAAGAUUAAUGAUCUGGGUUCUUAGAGAGUACAAUGAAAUUGACCCCAUAAUCCUGUCAGGUUGGUAGAUUCACUAAACUCAGUAUGGCUUAGUUGCUCCUCAUCUGCUUAUUUCUUUCUGUUUGCAGUGUUCCUCACUGGUAUUUAUUUCCAGUCAAAUCAAAUGUCAUCUUAAGUUUCCCUGAGAUAUUAUGUACAAAAUAUAUGCACAUUUCUUCAAAAGUUUGUUAUUCUCAUUGAGACCUCAGAUCUCUUCGACUGUAAAGUUUAGAACCUUGUUUUUACAUGUCGUGCUUUGAUUGGUAAAUUAAGUACAUGUAACCUGAUAUGAACUUUUAUUUAUUUGGUUUGAGUUCCAUAUGAGUUACAGAAUAUGAGAAAAACAUCUGAUUUGUCCUGUACAUUUACAGCCUCCCACGCAGGUGUUUAUAGGGGGCUGGUAUUUUGUCCCUUCCGCAAACUCCUCUUCUUAUUUCUGCUUGUAAAAAUGUACAAGGAAAGGCCAUUUCGUAUGACCUGUAGUUUUAAUUGUAUGAUUUAAUUGUGUCAAAUAGGUAAUCUGUGGUAAUGUUUUGCUGUUUGCAGUUAAUGAAGAGGAUGAGCUGUCUAUCAAGGAGGCUGCAGAGUUGGUUGUGGAAGGAAUGGGUUUCAGAGGAGGGCUAGAAGUAUCCUUAUUAUAAAAUAAAUGUUCUGUUAGCCCUAAGAAUGGGUAAAAGUGAAGAGGAGUUCCCCUAAAAGUCUGUAGGUCUACUGAUGGCCCCUAGCCUAUUAACAGUUGUGCACCAGAUAACAAGACAGGGUUUUCUUCUGGUCCAGAAGCCUUUGCUCGUACAAAAAAAGCCGUCCACAGAGUUUAUAUGCAUGUUACCAACAAUUUAUUAAUAAAACAAUCUUAAUCUCUGUUUUGUUCUGAAAACAAAACGAAACGAACUUGGACAUGAAAAAGCUCUCAGCAGGUCUUAAACAGGGUGGCAAAUGAACAUUUUGUUGUCUUAAACUGGGUCAUGGUUUGAAGGCUUCGACAGGACACCUCUUUCCAAACUAUACGCUUCUGGGAAACUGCCCACCUACCCCACCCCUGAGCCAAUAUUUUGCCCCAAGUGUGAAGUAAGUGUUGAUGUUGGCUUAGGGGAGGGGUAGGUGGGCAGUUUCUCAGAAACGUAUUGAUCACCCCAUUCAGAAUGUAAGGGCUCCACCUACAAUGUACUUAGCCCAGCAUAGUCAUGGCCCUCAGUUUUAGUCGAAGGGGAUCAUAAGAUAACACUUUGUUGCGGAAACGGGGACAUAAAAGGUGAAGUAGUCCUUAACAUGGAUGUUAGUAUGACACAACCAAGUCAGAUGGCCAGUUCAAAAAGACAGCAAGUAAUGCAAAAUUAAGAAAAUACCGACCAGACUUCAAGUUCACGGAUCCUAAGAUUGGUAAGUCAGCAGGAUCUUUCUGUGUUCUUGGCCCUUGGUCUCUGAAUACAAUAACACUCUUUAAAUUGUUAUUAGUUUCCUCAAAGCAGGGUCAGCCAGAAUUUUUAAAAUAGAGAAAGGUGGUGUCAGGGCUCCAUUUAAACUAGCUCUGCUAAAUUGGAUGCCCCUGGAUAAAUAAAUAAAUAAAGAUUCCUGGUGUCAUGAGAUUCCUUACCCAAUAGUUAGAUCUUUAGGGGUGUGUGGUUCCUCUGGUAUAACAUCCCUGAGGGUGUGAAAUUGCUUGGGGUAUAAAAUUCUUUGUGUCCUUCCCUUUUUCGGGAUGUAAGAUUCACUUGCGUCAUGCCACUCUCUAGAGUAAAAGAUUCCUUUUGUCAACAAAUUUCUUGUUUCAUAACUGUGAUAAAUUCCUUGGAGCUCUUGUGGUAUAAUAAACUACGAGUAGUCCCCAUUUUUCCUCAGGGAUAGUAGAGCGAGCGAAACGCAAGCGCUCGUGAGAAUCACCCCACGCGAGAAAGGCGAGACGCGGCGGGGAAAGAGAAAAAUUUCUCGCGUGGGGUGAUUUUCACGCGCACUCGCGUUUCGUUCGCUCUGUUAACACUGAGGAAGAAUGGGGGACUACUCGUAGUCUAGUGGUAUGACAUUCCUUAGGGCUGGUACCUUGGAGUGAAAUUGCUUGUCCCAUGACAUUCCUUUCGUGACGAGAAUUCUUGGGAUAUGACAUACUUUAGGAUAAAUAUUCCUUGGGGUGUAAGAUUCUUUAUGCCUUGGGCUGUUACAAUGUAUGGUUCUUGUGGUAUAAAUGUUUUAUUGGGUGAAAAGUUCCUUGUGUCACAACUUCAUCCCCAGGGUCUUCCACUAUUCGUCCCGCAGAGCGAGAAGGGGCGAUAGUCAGUUGGGAUAUUCAAGUGUUUGCCCUUUUUUUCCUGCAGAAGUGAUAAUGUUUCUGUUUUCUCGUCCUAUUUUAGCUAUCAAGGAAAGCUGCGAGUGGUUCCUGGCCAACUAUGAAACUUGCCGAAAGUGAUGAAUUUAGAAUUUUUGAACUGUUGGUUGUAUACGGAAGAAUCUGGUUUAGUCAAGAAUAUAAUAUUGGAACUAGGAAUGUACUGUUUUAGUCCAAGUUAUUAUAAUUAUGUGCUUGUCAUUAAAAUGACUACAGCAAAUAAAGGCAUCGAAUGGUG